AUGACUUGGGCACAUGAUCAGGAGGUGCCCUUGCCAGAAGCUUGGCCACAAAGGACAGGGGGCCGGAAGGAGGACCUGGCUCGUUGGAAAAGUCGUAGAAGAAGUGCUUCUCAGGAUUUAAUCAAGAAAGAGGAAGAAAGGAAAAAAAUGGAGAAGUUAUUGGCUGGAGAGGAUGGGACAAGUGAUCGCAGGAAAAGCAUCAAAACCUACAGAGAAAUUGUUCAAGAAAAAGAGCGGCGCGAGAGAGAGUUGCACGAGGCGUAUAAGAACGCGAAGUCCCAGGAAGAGGCAGAGGGGAUUCUUCAGCAGUACAUCGAGAGGUUCACCAUCAGCGAGGCUGUUCUCGAACGCUUGGAGAUGCCAAAAAUUCUGGAAAGAAGCCAUUCAACAGAGCCAAACUCAUCCUCCUUCCCGAACGACCCCAACCCCAUGAGAUACCUGCGGCAACAGUCACUGCCUCCACCCAAGUUCACUGCCACUGUGGAAACCACUGUUGCAUGUGCCAGUGUUCCGGAUGCCAGCGUGUCAGCAGACAGUGGGUCUCCAAGCAAAACUGUCACUCCCAAAGCAGUGCCUAUGCUGACGCCCAAGCCUUACUCCCAGCCCAAAAACUCUCAAGAGGUUCUGAAGACAUUUAAGGCAGAUGGGAAAGUCAGCAUGAAUGGAGAGACAAUUCAUGGAGACACAGAGGAGAAGCAAGGAGAGUGUCCGACAGUUGCACCUGCCCCCUCCUUAACCAAAUCCCAGAUGUUUGAAGGCAUGGCCAGAGUGCAUGGGUCCCCAGUGGAGUUGAAACAAGACAACAAUGGCAUUGAGAUCAACAUAAAGAAGCCAAAUUCUGUUCCCCAAGAACUGACAGCAACCACUGAAGAAACUGAACCGAACAGUCAAGAAGAUGAGAAUGAUGGUCUGCGGGAGUUAGAAAAGAGGCCAGAAGCAAAGAGAAGAGGACCCUUCUGUGACAAGCCCAGGGUAAUGCCCUUGGUAAAAAUGGGCAGAAUCAGUGGCCGAUUAGCACAAGACAUCUAA
Molecule: messenger RNA, 1029 nt
Organism: Galeopterus variegatus (Sunda flying lemur)
Lineage: Eukaryota; Metazoa; Chordata; Mammalia; Dermoptera; Cynocephalidae
Product: LIM and calponin homology domains-containing protein 1-like
Exons: 6
Coding region: 1-1029 (342 amino acids)
Biological process (GO): positive regulation of stress fiber assembly; regulation of focal adhesion assembly
Cellular component (GO): stress fiber
Molecular function (GO): myosin II head/neck binding
Source: RefSeq, a predicted model, not a curated record